Messenger RNA from Chenopodium quinoa (quinoa), 2021 nucleotides. RefSeq names its product hepatoma-derived growth factor-related protein 2-like. NCBI's taxonomy places the organism in Eukaryota, Viridiplantae, Streptophyta, Magnoliopsida, Caryophyllales, Amaranthaceae. The coding region runs from base 644 to 1606 and encodes 320 amino acids. The record is from RefSeq and is a predicted model, not a curated record. The transcript is spliced from 3 exons.
UUAUCCUAGUUCACAUUAAAAACAUUGCAUCUUCUUCUCCUCUCUUCUCUUUGAUUGGGUUGCCCCCUUUUUAUAAUCUCUCACCACUCAUUUCUUCCUCAUAACUCCUAUUCACCAUCGAUUUCCCCCUUUUUUCACAAACCCUAAAAAAACAUAUAACCUCGUUCAGCCCCCGAUUCUAUCGCAUCACUUUCUUCUCUCAUCAAUCCAAUCCAUCUUCUUAAUAAUCGAGUACCUAAUUAGAGAGAAUCGAUUAUUAAAGCCCUAAUUUUUUAUUGUCUUAUUCCUAUGUUUUUAAUCAGUAUUUGGGUUUGAGGGAAUUCGUCGAUUUUCCUGUGAUUUUUUUAUAUAAUUUUUUGUUUUGUAAAGAAAAUUAGGUGUUUUUAUUAAAAUCCCUUUUGAUUUUUAAUCUGUUUUGUGAAAUUUGAUAUCUGGGUUUGACGUUUGUCGUCGUAAAUUUUAGGGAUUGUUGUUUUUUCGGUGAUUUUGAUAGUUUGGGAAGAAAUAAACUUGUUGUAGAUCCUUUACUCGAAACCCCAGAAUUUUAAAUUGUUGAAAGAUAUAUUCUUCUGUUGAAAUUGCUGAAAAAAUAAGUUAUUUGGCUGUAAAAUUUGACCUCAAACGUUGAAGAAGAGAGAGAAAAAUGGUGGGUGGAGGAAACAGGAAGAACGAGGCUUCAAUUACCAUCAACAACUCGAAUGUUUUCGCCGCGCUCGAUACGCUAAGGAAGAAGAAGAACAAGGACAAGAGCAAGAGUAGCAGCAGUAAGAGCUCUAAGACUCCUUCAAAGGAGCAGGAGGAGCCUCAGGUUUUCUGGCAACCUGCCCCUUUGAAUGCUAAGUCUUGGGCCGAUGUUGACGAUGAAGAUGACGAUGAUUACUACACCACCACGGCUCCGCUGCCGUCCGUGUGGGGCGCCCCCACUUCUCAGACUGGCAGCGAGGCCGCUGCCCCGGCAGAGGAGAGUGAAAGUGAAGACGAUAUGCUUGACUUAGGUGAUGAAGAGGUUGAGGAUGAGCAUGAGCAUGAGCAUGAGCAUGAUCAUGAAACAGAGGCUCCUGUACAUUCAGAGCCAGUGGUCAAGAAAGCUCCUGAAACUCCUGCGCCAAAAGAAACCGAGAGACAGCUAUCUAAGAAGGAAAAGAAGAAGAAGGAACUCGAGGAGCUAGAAGCCCUUCUUGCUGAUUUUGGAGUUCAAAGCAGCAAUGGUCAAGAUGCUGCACAAGAGAAGAAAACAGAGGAGCUUAAGAAAGAAGGUGAUUCAGAGAAUGGGGAGAAAAAGGAUAGUGGUGCUUCAGAGCCUAAGAGCGCAAAGAAGAAGAAGAAGAAGGACAAGGCAUCCAAGGAAGCUCAAGAUCAAACAAACAGCUCGGAGGCCACUGCUCAGCCAAAUGAUACGGCUGGAACAGAACAGCCAGAGGAGGACGCAUCCUCGCUUGAUGUCAAAGAACGCCUGAAGAGAGUGGCUGCUUUAAAGAAGAAGAAAUCAAGUAAAGAGAUGACUCCGGUGAAAGCUGCUGCAUCGGAAGCUGCUGCGAGGAGUGCAAGGCUUGCUGCUGCAAAGAAGAAGGAGAAGAACCAUUACAACCAGCAGCCUGUGCGGUAAACCUUCGAUGUUCUUUUUGUAUACAGGUCAAGGUAUUCCCUUUUGGUCGUUCAUUGCUGGUGCACAAAUAAACUCUUGGGGGAUCUGCUCUGCUUUUGGAUGGAAUUUCUUUUGCUCUGGACAGCCUUGUUUAUGUAGUCAGGAAAAUUUCUCCAUUUUUGGCUUCUGAGGUCUUUACUAAAUCGCUUAGUUAUAAUGUGAUACCAAUUUGGAACCAGUUUUUUAUGAUAACCUUUUGCUAAAUGUUACUUAAACUUGGUGGAGCAGAUGCGGGUAAUGUACAUUGGAAGCCAUUUUUGCGAAUGCUUGUGAUUUGAUGUUUGACCUUUAUAGUCCUGUUCUGAUGUGUAAUUUUCUCUGUUUGUUUGCAUCCUUUAGUACAUAACCAGUAUUAGUGAUUCUGAGAAAAUGAAAA